CAUGUCGCUCCUCCUCAAAACAUCACAAAGACGAACACACGCUCAGCAAAUAAUAGAGUUUCUGAAAAGAGGCGAAGGAAAAUGUGCUGUACUAACAGGAGCCGGAGUCUCCACCGAUAGCGGUGUACCAGAUUACCGUGGACCAAGCGGCGUAUACGUUCGUAACAAGGACUACAAACCCAUUCGAUAUCAAGAGUUUGUUUCUUCCCAUUCCAUACGACAGCGGUACUGGGCACGAUCCUAUCUUGGAUACCCGCGAAUUCUCCAGGCGCGUCCGAAUAGGACACACUUUGCGAUACACGAGUUGGAGAAGAGGAGUUGGGUCAAUGGCAUCGUAACGCAGAAUGUAGAUGGCUUACAUCUGGGGAAUAAUGUUUUGGAACUGCAUGGAAGCUUGCACAAGGUACAUUGUUUAUCAUGUCACCACACCAUUCCCCGCGCGGAAUUUCAGAGGAAAUUGUCACUGCUCAACCCAAUAUUGGCAGAGUGGGCAAUAUUAAACCCGGAUCGUGAAGCAGGUGACGUGGCGAGCAGUGUAAAUCCGGAUGGUGAUUUAGAAAUCACCUGGGAUUACUCCGACUUUGUCUACCCGGCAUGCGAUGCCUGUGGCGUGGGCAUGUAUAAACCUAGCGUCGUCUUCUUUGGCGAAAACAUUCCGUCAACGGUUCGCGAUGAAUCCUUUUCUCUCAUCGACACCUCAAAUUCUGUGCUGGCCGUUGGUACGUCAUUGCAAGUCUACAGCGCGUUUCGUCUUAUACAGCGCGCAAAGGCGCAGGGAAAACGAGUGGCUGUUUUAUCUUUGGGACCUACAAGGGCGGAUGGUGUCGUGGACGUCAAAGUGGAUGAUGGAUCUUCAGAUGUUUUAGAAGAUGUUGUGGAGGGACUGGCAUAAAGUGAUAGGUUCAAGUGGGUGCCUUUCCUGCCAAUUUGACGGAACGCACGUAUCUCUGAUGGUCAGCAUCGGAUUCUGCUGCUCGGCUGCUCAUCCUCGGUCCAAUCUCGGAAGAAACUGGGCGAAAAGAAGGGAACGUAUCUUGUAUGUGGCCGUGAUAGGCCGACCCUGGGGAAACUAGGCCCCGUUAGAUUUCGUUUGAUGUCGAAAUGCUUGAAGGUGUUGAUAGCAGGUUAUGGCUGUAUUGGCUUCAUAGGGACAAUAUAUUUAUAGGACAACUCUGAGAA
Messenger RNA from Spizellomyces punctatus DAOM BR117, 1179 nucleotides. RefSeq lists its product as uncharacterized. The record is from RefSeq and is a predicted model, not a curated record. The annotation marks the transcript as partial. The transcript has 4 exons. Gene Ontology annotation, molecular function: NAD+ binding. Lineage: Eukaryota; Fungi; Chytridiomycota; Chytridiomycetes; Spizellomycetales; Spizellomycetaceae.